Bombus impatiens (common eastern bumble bee) is the source of this 2927-nucleotide messenger RNA. Its product is annotated as solute carrier family 41 member 1-like. Gene Ontology annotation, cellular component: plasma membrane. The transcript has 9 exons. Gene Ontology annotation, biological process: monoatomic cation transport. The record is from RefSeq and is a predicted model, not a curated record. The coding region runs from base 747 to 2456 and encodes 569 amino acids. Gene Ontology annotation, molecular function: monoatomic cation transmembrane transporter activity. NCBI's taxonomy places the organism in Eukaryota, Metazoa, Arthropoda, Insecta, Hymenoptera, Apidae.
UAUUAUAUAUAUGCGAAUAAACUGCAUUAGAAACGCGAGAGGAGACGCUAUUUCAGACUGAGAGUAAUGGAUGAAACAAGAAUUUCUCGCAAGUGAUAUAGCGAAUCAAUAAAUGAUCUACGAUCUACGAUCUAUUUACAAUAAGCUUCCCCACCACCGUCGGUCGAGAUGGCGCACGUGGGUAUGUCCGGACAACAGUACCUCGCAGCCAUGCAUUUGAGCGGCCGAAGUGCCAACAAAUGAAGUAAAGCUUCUUUUAUCAGUCAGUCACAACCGCUUGAGCGAAACAGUUGAGUUCUGGAGUCGGUGGUGCAUUUACCGUGCGAAACCCAUUCCGUCAUUUUGUUUUUCCCCGGGAUCUCUACCUCUGUGCACCUUUCCUUGUACAAUUCUCAGAACGCUGGAUCGAACAUCGAUCACAGUGUGCCAUCGUGACACGACGAAGCCAACUUUUUAUUUCGGCUCACGUAGCACGGAUCGAGAAGAGUCCCGUACAAAAUCACACGCGAGUUCAACAAGAUCGAGCAGUGAACAAUCAGAAGUGGCAAGGUUAAUCAAGUAUCAAAGAACAAUAAACACUUUUCAAGGAAACGUGGACACGCUGGCGCAAAUUCCUCAAUACAUCGUUACUACAUCAAGACUGACUGAAAUAGGCAGAUCUGACGUGAAAGUAUCACAAGUCGAUCCUGUACUUUGCCAAUAUCGUGGAGGAUACUACAAAAUUGUCCGUCAACGCCGAACUCGAUAUGGUCGGUUUUCCGGACUCGCCGACUGAACCGGCACUGUCAAACGUAACUGUUAUAAAGUUAAACGAUUGCACGGAUCGUAAUGAGCAUCUAGUAAACAAACCUAAUGACAGGGAAGUUAAGGAUCACGCGAUUACUAUAGAACGAGACAACAUGUCAAACGGCAAGGAUAACUAUGCGUUAGAUUUCGACAGUAUGGAAAAAGCUAUCGACAACAAACUAAACACAUCGACCGACAUUAAGGCAGAACCUGAUAUCGUGAAGAAAGUGGCAGCGGGUCUGAAAAAUCCUAACGGCCAAAAGAACAAAACGGACAUGUCACUGUCCAAUCUCGGUGGUGGAACAAUUUCAAGUGGAAGUUCCGUAGUGACCAUCUCUUCCGUCGCAAAUUCAGAUCCUGAUCCUGACUUCCGUAAUGACACGGGCAGCUUUGGUAACAGACCAUACAGAAACGAGAAAUGGUAUCAGACCACCUUCCAAGUCGCUGUUCCCUUUUUCAUCGCCGGGAUAGGUACGAUCGGCGCGGGCCUGGUGCUUAACCAAGUCAAGGACUGGCCAGUAUUCUGCACCAUUUCUCAAUUAUUCAUUUUAAUCCCUUCGCUAUUGGGCUUGAAAGGCAAUCUUGAUAUGUGCUUAGCCUCGCGAAUAUCCACGCAAGCCAAUUUGGGUAACAUGCACGAGUUUCGAGAAAUCGUGAAAAUAAUUGUUGGUAAUAUCGCAUUGGUACAGAUACAGGCGAUCGUCGCGGCUGUUUUGGUAUCGAUCUUUGCGAUCACAGUCGACGCUAUAAUGGAAGGCAGCGAGUACACUUUCAAAUGGAACAAUUGCCUAUUAUUAGCCACAGCUAGCGUCUGCACUGCCACGAGCACUUGCUUUAUUCUAGAUUUUGUAAUGAUCGCCGUUAUCAUGAUUUCAUAUCGAUGCAAAAUGAACCCCGACAAUUUAGCUACGCCUUUGGCUGCCUCCUUUGGAGACGUCAUAUCAAUUAGCGUUCUAUCGACGAUAGCAUCAGGAUUGUUCGACAGAAUGACGCCAGAACCAUGGAUCUUAUACGUUAUACUUGGCUGUUACUUUUUAAUUUUACCAUUUUGGAUCUAUGUGGUUCUUAAGAAUAACUAUACUAGAAAUGUUUUAACAUCUGGAUGGCUUCCUGUUUUAUCAGCCUUGUUUAUCAGUGGAUUUGGCGGUUUGAUUCUUGAUCAAGUUGUUGACUCGUUCGAUGGAUUCGUGAUCUUUCAACCGAUCAUAAACGGAAUUGGUGGUAAUUUAGUCUCUGUGCAAGCAUCUCGAAUCUCAACUACAUUGCACCAGACAACGAUUAUGGGAAUUUUACCGCCACACUCGAAAAUUUUCAUCAGUCCGUGGAAAGCGCUCUUUAGAGGCUCGCUGUACGCGAAAACAGCCAGAAUACUCAUUUGCAUGGCGAUUUUCGGUGAAAUAAUUUUUAUUUUUGUCGCCGAUUAUAUCACAAAGGGAACGUCCACGUUACAUAUAUGCUUUGUGAUUUCUUACAUCGUCAUGGCCGUUCUUCAAGUUAUGCUGUUGCUCUACGUGGCGCAUAUCAUUAUUCACGCUAUGUGGCAACACAAAAUCGACCCGGACAAUUCCGCUAUUCCAUAUUUGACGGCAUUGGGCGAUCUCUCGGGAACAGUAUUCUUAGCAAUAGCAUUUUGGUUCCUCAUAAGUAUACAUCAAGAGUACGGAAAAUAAAAGACUGGUUAAAGUAACAAGAUUGACAAGCAAUUUUUAUUGCGUGUCAAAUUUUUCUUAGAAGAUGUCAUAUAAUUUACACGGCGUAAUCACGUCGAUGUAAUGGUGUACGAAUGAACGAGACAGUAGGAGACGAAGAUUAAUUAAGAGAGUGAGCGUUUCGUGAAAACGGGUACAAUACGUUAUUACGGGACGAUCUGAUUGAUCUGAAACGGAUAAAACAGCAGGAUUGUUUCCCUCCAUUAAGAGACGUUCUUAAUGGUACGUUACUCGCGUUAAUUAGUUAUUAUACGCUGAACAUAAUAGAUUAAAGAAAUACGUCACUGUUCUUGAAAUAGGUAUACGAAUAGGAAAAAAAGUACAAUGACACUGAUUCUAAUAUAACUGGAUCGAGCAAAGUGAUCCAUCAUAGUGUAAUUUAUUAUGAUCUAGUGAUCGUACAGUCUCAAUUAGACGAAAUAAACAAAAAAA